This is a messenger RNA of Dibothriocephalus latus, 324 nucleotides long. The record is from the annotation of a GenBank genome assembly. NCBI's taxonomy places the organism in Eukaryota, Metazoa, Platyhelminthes, Cestoda, Diphyllobothriidea, Diphyllobothriidae.
AUGGAUAAAAUUAAAGCACUUGAAGCACUAGUGGAUUUAGUUGAUUCAGAGGAAGGUAUAGUAGACUUCGAGGUGUCAGCGGCUGGGGAGAAAGUCUCCGUAGAAUUUGAGACACCAGUGGAUUGUAAGGAAGACUCGGUAGAAGUUGAGAUAGCAGUGGAUGAGGAGGAAGACUCGGUAGAAUUUGAGCCCCCAGUGGAUGAGGAGGAAGACUCGGUAGGAUUUGAGUCGCUACUGACUGAGGAAGAAGACUCGGUAGGAUAUGAGCCACCAGCGGAUGAGGAGGAAGACUCCGUAGGAUUUGAGCCACCAGUGGAUGAGUAG